AUGUCGCAAUUCGCUUCGCAUGGGCGCGGCGGCGCGGGGAACAUGGUCGACCCGACAAAGUCCCCGAAAAUCCAGCCCUCGGACCUCGAGACGCCGACGCUGAAAAAGGCCGUGGUCACCACGGGUCGUGGCGGCACGGGCAACAUGGCCAAGAACACUGAUCCCGCCGAAACCCGGUUGCGACAGGACGUCCAAGGUGUUCCUCGUCGCCCUAGCUAUGGUGCGCAGCAUUCCGGUCGCGGCGGCGCCGGCAACGUGUGGAAGGACAAGGAGGUGAACGCAAAGGCUGAUCGCCAGGAUACGCCUCCCGAACAAGCCAUUCGCGACGACGAAGACAGCGCCAUCAGUGGCGAAGAUGGCGACAAGCUCGAGAAGGCUGAGAAGGCGGCGAAGAAGCACUGGCUAUUCGGGAAGGGCAAGGCGUAG
Messenger RNA from Emericellopsis atlantica, 426 nucleotides. RefSeq lists its product as uncharacterized. The record is from RefSeq and is a predicted model, not a curated record. NCBI's taxonomy places the organism in Eukaryota, Fungi, Ascomycota, Sordariomycetes, Hypocreales, Bionectriaceae. Bases 1 to 426 code for a protein of 141 amino acids. The transcript has 2 exons.